UUAAUCCGUAGAUGGGCCACUUAGCGCAAGUGAGAAUUGAGGUCGUCGCACGUUGAGUAUCGAGCUGUCGUGAUUGGAACUUGGCCAAUUUUAGAGUCUUUAAACGGGGACAUGCUCAGUCAGCUUAAUUGCAUCCAGCACACAUUUUAAAGUCACAAGUAUAUUUUUGACACGAUUAGAACGUUAUGUUAAAUUAAUGUUGAAGGGGGGCUGGGUGGCGUCUCUGCUCGUCCCAGAUUUGUAGCUGUGGGACUAAAAUCAACCUGUGAGUCUGUAAUGAAGGACAAUUAACAAGUUCCCCAAAGAGACGCGCCAAGCUACAGGUUUCUUGACGCAGACAUGGGCAAGCUCCAGAGCAGGUUUCGGAAGCGGUCCGAGCUGUACAGGGCCUCGGAGCCUGAAAAGGCAGCGUCUAACAUAUCGGACAGUCUUGUGGUUCAAUAUGAACCGGCCCAUCGUGGCUCUAUCAACACAGUCACCAACCUCAGUGCUGAUCUUUGCGUUUCUGGAGGCUCUGACCAGGUGGUGGUGGUGUAUGAUUGGAAACAAGGCCACAUGUGUCAGUCUUUCCAGGGUCACAACAGAGAGGUUACCAAGGUAGCGUGUUAUCCGGGAAGCACGUGGAUAUUCAGCGCCUCGCGAGACAAGACGGUUCUCAUGUGGGACCUGAACCAGGGCGACGAGGCCAUUCAGGAGUUCUGCGGCCACCAGUUAGUGGUCAACGGGCUUGCCGUCAGUCCUGAUGGCCGCAAACUGUGCACGGGCUCCCGCGACAACUGCAUGUGUCUGUGGGACAUUGAAUCAGCCAAAUGUGAGCAGAGACGCAACAUUUCCAGAAACCUGGUGACUCAUGUGUGCUGGGUGCCAGGCAGCUCUGCGGUUGUCCAGACGUCAGAGGACAAAACCGUACGGGUGUGGGACAGCCGUUCAUGGCAGGUGACCAACACAUUUCCGGCCAAGCAAUACAUUCAGACCCACUGUGACGUUUCUGACAAUGGAAACUACCUGGUGUCCAGCAGCAAUGGUUUUGGAGGCCAAGGCUGUGAGGCCACUCUAUGGGACCUGCGUCAACCGGGUUGCAAGGUGGUGGAGUACCGCGGCCACCUGCAGACCACUGCGUGUUGCGUCUUCUUGCCCUCGCCACCGAGCGGAAGCGGCGUCGCUCUGGUGGCCACGUCCUCACAUGACAGCUCUGUGAAAGUGUGGGACCAGAAUUCUGCAGUCUGUUUAGCCACGUUAUCGCUAGAUGGCGCCGGUCCUCUGGUAUCUUUGGCACCGAGCGACACCUCCAAUGUGCUGUGUGCCAGCUUCAACAGUGGACUCCAUCACAUCCAGCUUCUCCAAGCAACAGGUGGAAACCUGGACGUUAGAGUGCUCGCACGCUUCUAAGGAUCACUUUGAAUUGGAGCCUAUCCAGGACUACAGACAUCCUGGAUUGGUCGCCCGUCCAUUAUGGUAGGCUGAAUGUCGACCUUGAAUCAAGCAUUGUGAACCAGUGGCCCAUUUUCGUGGAUUUGUCGUAGAAACUUUUUAAAAUGCUUUGUCAUUGCACUGGAGCCAAAUAGAAUAUUUUUGUAGAAUGUAACCUCAAGACUUGUUUGGAAUACUUUCCAAUUGAUGUUUUUUUUGAAGAUCAACAUGUUUUUAAAAUGAAGCUGCAGAACUACCUAUGCAUUUUAUUUUUUUAAAUAGAAAUGUGUUGUUAUAACGACACAUCUAGAUUGUAAAGACUAUUGCAAAUGCAAAAUAAAGCUGCCGUUAUUAAUUUUUUUGUGUAUUAACUCUUUCAGUGCCAUUGACGAAGCUGGAUAUUUCAAUCAUGUGGCCUCCAGUUGUCCUUCUGUUGUAAAUUGAAAUGAGUUUGUCACUGGUUUUUCACUCUAGUAGACGUCCAAUCCAGAGUGGCAGCGAAUGAAUGAAUGUUAAUGUGCUCUUCAAAUGGAUUAGACGUCUAACGCCGUCAAUGGCAGCCAAAGAGUUCACGUAUAUACAUAAAGCAUUGGGAGAAAUACAUUAAUACAUAAAAAGUAGUAUUGAUAAAAAAACAAAAAACAAAAUCUAGAAAAUUAAAUUGUAAAAAUACAGCUAAAAUGACAAAAUUCUCAAACAAAAACCAAAAUGAAAAUAUAGAAAAUUCAUAUUUGAAGGUGAAUUAAUAUUUCACCCAGCACCUCAUACAAUGGAUUAAAAUCGGCAUAAACUUGUACAACUAAAUACAAAUGAACAAAUUUCCGCGUCAAUUGGAUUGUUUGGCCUCUAGAUGACCUAAAAAAAAACAUUAUUUGUAAUAAUUUCAAAACCGUAACAGUACAAACAAAAUGCUUUAAAGCACAAACGUAGCACAAACAGCACCAUUGCGGUUCCGUUCUGCCGUAGAUGAGGGGGCUGGGUGAAGUCAUCAAUACAAAUUAAACAAAAGAAUUUUGCAGCACAAACGAUUGACACCAUUUUUAGCAGAUUUAAAAAUGAGGGGCUGGUUGACCUCAAAUUAACCUAGAAAAGAAUUGUAAAUACCUCAAAAGCGAUAGCACAAACAAAACUUUUUACAGCACAGAUAGGCUCUAACGUAGCACAAAUCAUUUAUUUUUCAUAAAUUUGCGACUGAUGGGGGCAUAACCUCAAGGAGGUUUGCACCAGUGCACGUCAUCAUACUGCGACACCCAAAUUGAAACGUCAUCAACAAUAGGCCAAUAGGAGAUCAGAAUCGCAUUACUGAAGCAUGAUGUGAAAGAUUCUGACUACUGGGAGAGCAAUGUCGUGUUACUGUAGCAUGAUGAGAAAGAGGAUGACUAAUAGGGCAGCAAGACCUUAUGGUGCAACUUUUAAAAGCCGAAAGUACAUACAUUGCGGUCCAUAAUUAUUGGCACCCCUGGUUAAGAUGUUUUUUAGCUUCUAAUAAUUUUUUUUAAAAAAUUCAAAUAAUAUGGGACCUUA
Messenger RNA from Corythoichthys intestinalis (scribbled pipefish), 2934 nucleotides. It is a transcript of the gene wdr31, whose product is annotated as WD repeat domain 31. The record is from RefSeq and is a predicted model, not a curated record. Lineage: Eukaryota; Metazoa; Chordata; Actinopteri; Syngnathiformes; Syngnathidae. The transcript has 11 exons. Bases 340 to 1389 code for a protein of 349 amino acids. Gene Ontology annotation, molecular function: protein binding.